Molecule: messenger RNA, 1572 nt
Organism: Dovyalis caffra
Lineage: Eukaryota; Viridiplantae; Streptophyta; Magnoliopsida; Malpighiales; Salicaceae
Source: the annotation of a GenBank genome assembly
AUGACGAAUAUUUCCUUUUUGAGCAAACCCUUGCACCAUCUUUGUAGCUCAACUUGGUGUCGGAUGUCAUGUUUCUACCGUUUAAUCCUUCUUAGAGUGAAUUCUUUUUGUAUUCAACUUUGCUACUUUAUCUCUGUUUCCUUCUUUGGUUUUGUUGUUCUAAAGGUUUUGAAGCCAAGAACCCAUGAUUCUUUUAGGCCUAGGAACUUAGAUUUGUUCUUCACGUCCGUGUCUGCCACUACAGUUUCAAGUAUGUCCACCGUUGAAAUGGAAGUUUUCUCCAAUUCCCAACUCAUUGUUUUAAUCAUUUUAAUGUUCAUUGGUGGAGAAAUUUUCACCUCCAUGGUUGGACUUCAUUUCAAGAAGUUUCAACUUCAAAUUUUGAAAAACAGAAUUUCUUCUGUCACAAAUAAUGAUCUGCAUAGCACCGACCAACCCGAGACAGAAAUGGUAGCAAACCCAGAUUUUGAAAAUCUUGAAUCAGGAAAGGAUGAUACUUCAUUAGAUAGUUGUAGUUUUGAGUUUUUGAAGUACAAAUCGAUCAAGUUUUUGUGUUUUGUGGUUUUAGGUUAUUUUCUCGUUGUUCAAGUCCUAGGAAUUGCGCUAGUUUCCAUCUAUCUAUCCCUUGUUUCUGGUGCAAGAAAUGUACUAAAAAACAAGGGACUAAACUUGUUCACAUUUUCUCUCUUUACCAUUGUUUCAACUUUUGCAAAUUGUGGUUUUCUUCCAACAAAUGAAAACAUGGCAGUCUUUAAAAGCAAUUCAGGUCUCUUACUAAUCCUCAUCCCUCAAAUUCUUCUUGGAAACACACUGUUUCCUUCUUGCUUAAGAUUUUCUAUUUGGUUCUUGGGAAAAUUUUUCAAGAAAGUAGAAUCAAAUUACCUAUUGAAUAAAAAAAAUGAAGUAGGAUAUUUUCACUUGUUACCAAGCCAGAAUUCAUCAUAUUUGAUUGUUACUGCUUUUGGGUUCAUCAUGACUCAAUUUGUAUUAUUUUGCUCCAUGGAGUGGAAUUCAGCUGGAUUAAGCGGACUAAAUUCUUACCAGAAAAUUAUAGGUGUAUUAUUUCAGACCAUAAAUACAAGAUAUGCUGGAGAAAGUAUUGUGGACCUCUCAACUAUCUCCUCAGCACUAUUGGUGCUAUUUGUGGUUAUGAUGUAUCUUCCUCCUUAUACUUCUUUCCUUCCCAUAAAAGACGAUGAAGAAACGUUCGAGAAGAAAAGAAAUAAAAGAGGAAAGCUUUUGGAGAAUAUAUUAUUCUCUCAACCACCAUAUUUGGCCAUUUUCACUAUCCUUAUAUGUAUCACAGAAAGACAAAAAUUGAAGGAAGAUCCUCUCAAUUUUAAUGUAUUGAAUAUUUUGGUUGAAGUUGUCAGUGCAUAUGGAAGUGUAGGGUUUACAGCAGGCUACAGUUGUAACAGACAAAUACAAUCCAAUAUUAAUUGUGCGAACAAAUUUUAUGGAUUUUCAGGAAAAUGGAGUGAUGAAGGGAAGAUUAUACUCAUAGUGGUAAUGUUCUUUGGAAGACUUAAGAAGUUCAAUAUGGAAGGUGGUAAAGCUUGGAAACUUUUGUAA